CCAGGUCUCAAGGACUCCGUAUCCCAGCAUGCCGAGGAGCCGGAAGGCAAGCGCUCCGAGGGCGUACUGCCGCGGCCGCCGGCGGGGGCGCGCAGGCGCGGCGCCCCUGUUUGUCGGCCCCGGAGAGGGGAGGAGGUACCGUCAAGUCUAAACCCUAGCCCAGCCGGAGCUAAACGGACUUGACUGGGGCCGGAACAAGGCUCCAGUCCUCGCAGAUCGCAGAGUCUCAGAGUGGAUGGAGGAAGCCCAGCCUAGAGAUCAACGCUAGCCUGGCCGCUGGGCCGACGGAACCGGCAGGCAGGCGUGCCCAAGCCACCCAGGGCCUAACGUCAGGUCCCCGGCAAGAAGGCUUUCUCUUCGCUUUGGAACUACAGCCGGAUCAGACCGGAACCAGAGCCUUCCCACGGAACAGAAGCCAGUGAAGUAGCCGGGCCUGGGCCUCCCGUCGGGGCUGAUCUGGGACGAGGCCCCGGGGAGGCCCCUAGGCCACCUUCCUCAUCUUCCCUUAAGCCAACGUCCACCAGGAAGAUGCAACGCGCCCUACCCGGUGCCCGCCAGCAUCUGGGGGCCAUCCUGGCCAGCGCCAGCGUGGUGGUGAAGGCACUGUGCGCCGUGGUACUAUUUCUCUAUCUGCUUUCCUUCGCCGUGGACACUGGCUGCCUGGCCGUCACCCCAGGCUACCUUUUUCCACCCAACUUCUGGAUCUGGACCCUGGCCACCCAUGGGCUCAUGGAACAGCACGUGUGGGACGUGGCCAUUAGCCUGGCCACAGUGGUUGUGGCCGGGCGAUUACUGGAGCCCCUCUGGGGAGCCUUGGAGCUGCUCAUCUUCUUCUCGGUGGUGAAUGUGUCAGUGGGGCUUCUGGGGGCCUUCGCCUACCUCCUCACCUACAUGGCUUCCUUCAACUUGGUCUACCUGUUCACUAUUCGUAUCCACGGCGCCCUGGGCUUCCUAGGUGGUGUCCUGGUAGCCCUCAAGCAAACUAUGGGAGACUGUGUGGUUCUGCGAGUGCCCCAGGUCCGCGUCAGCGUAGUUCCCAUGCUAUUGCUGGCGUUGCUGCUACUGCUCCGGUUGGCCACGCUGCUCCAGAGCCCAGCCCUGGCUUCCUACGGCUUUGGGCUGCUAUCAAGUUGGGUGUAUCUUCGCUUCUAUCAGCGCCAUAGCCGGGGCCGAGGGGAUAUGGCUGACCAUUUUGCUUUUGCCACCUUCUUCCCUGAGAUCGUGCAACCGGUAGUGGGGCUGCUAGCGAACUUGGUGCAUGGCCUCCUGGUGAAAGUAAAGAUAUGCCAGAAGACAGUGAAGCGCUACGAUGUGGGAGCACCAUCGUCCAUCACUAUCAGCCUCCCGGGCACAGACCCUCAAGAUGCGGAGCGCAGAAGGCAACUGGCCCUAAAGGCUCUCAAUGAGCGGCUGAAGAGAGUGGAGGAUCAGUCAGCCUGGCCCAGCAUGGAUGAUGACGAAGAGGAAGCUGGGGCAAAAACGGACAGUCCUCUGCCCUUGGAAGACGCUCACACGCCCCCAGGGAAGGGGCCCAUCCCAGAAUCCAGUCUCAUCACCUUGGAGGCAGCUCCCCUACUCUAGACCACUCUGAGUGCAGUUCUACUCCCAUGCCUUCCCUGAUCCGAUCCGUCUCAGCUACUGCAGAGCACUGACUGCUCUGAGGAGAGGGAAGAGGGUCUUCUGGGGGUUCCUGUGGCCUUCUGCUGGGUCUUGACAACACUAACACAGGGCCCUUGUUGCUACCUGGUUCCGACUCCAGAGAAUGGGGCCUCUGACAUCAGCCAGUCCAGACCCCUAUUUGCAGUAAGAUUGUAUCUCAGCAGGUACAAUUCCUCACCAAGGAAGUGGUUGCAGGGACACUGGUGCCACGGCUCCUGGGCCAGCCCUUACGUCUGAAACUGGUUGCCAACAGCCCUGAGCCAAGGCAAGGAUUUGUGUUUGCCAAAAAUGUUCUGGGGACCCAGCCAGUGUGGGUCUGCACAUCCCUGCCCACCCCCAGACUGCAUUCAUAUUAGGGUUUCUUGUACCCUUCUGCUGUGGCAGUGACAACCGUGCCUAGCCGGGGCUGCCACAGCUCCCAGGUAUUUUCUACAGGACCACCUGAGCUGGCAGCCAAGCCCAGCUUCACAGUAUCAAUAAAGCAGUUCUUUGAGGUGUGGCUCUUGGGCUCCAUCAGGCCACCUUGUG
Mastomys coucha (southern multimammate mouse) is the source of this 2187-nucleotide messenger RNA. It is a transcript of the gene Tmem115, whose product is annotated as transmembrane protein 115. The transcript is spliced from 2 exons. Gene Ontology annotation, cellular component: membrane; Golgi apparatus. Bases 529 to 1581 code for a protein of 350 amino acids. The record is from RefSeq and is a predicted model, not a curated record. NCBI's taxonomy places the organism in Eukaryota, Metazoa, Chordata, Mammalia, Rodentia, Muridae. Gene Ontology annotation, biological process: retrograde vesicle-mediated transport, Golgi to endoplasmic reticulum.